Molecule: messenger RNA, 5422 nt
Organism: Gambusia affinis (western mosquitofish)
Lineage: Eukaryota; Metazoa; Chordata; Actinopteri; Cyprinodontiformes; Poeciliidae
Gene: elmo2
Product: engulfment and cell motility 2
Exons: 22
Coding region: 232-2403 (723 amino acids)
Biological process (GO): actin filament organization; cell motility
Source: RefSeq, a predicted model, not a curated record
AGGACGAUGUCGGUGUGAGCGCACGCACAUGCUGAAAAGAACAAGGGUCUGCCUCAUUUGCAGACGGUGACAUUUAGAUCGUGGCCCGCCUACAAGGCGUGGAGUCGUGUCUCCUUUCCACAAGUCUCUCACUGGGGACAGAGGGAUUACCGGGUGGACCAUAGAUGGCCCGGACACGGGGGAUUCUUUCUUCUUUUUUCCUGUAGGGUGCUCUAACCACAACACACAGGUAUGCCACCCCCGGCUGACAUUGUGAAGGUUGCCAUUGAGUGGCCCGGUGCCAAUGCUCAGCUUAUAGAGAUGGACCAGAAAAGACCCUUAUCCUCUAUAAUACGGGAAGUAUGUGAUGGGUGGUCUUUGUCGGGCUCUGAGCAGUUUGCUCUCCGUUAUGCUGAUGGUCCUCAGCUUUACAUCACGGAACAGAGCCGUGGUGAUAUUAAGAAUGGGACAAUCCUUCGAUUAGCAAUUUCCCCAGCUCGUGCUGCUCGUCAACUCUUGGAGAGGAUCCAGUCUCAUGGUAUUGAUGCUCGCCUCGAGGCUCUGAAGGAGCUGGCAAAGUUGUCUGCAGAUCCGACUUUUGCUGCAGAGUUCAUAAAUAUGGAAGGCAUAGGGACUCUGGCUCGGCUUGUUGAGAGUGGCACGCAUUUUGGGGAAAUGUUGGCCUUCACUCUCACUGCGUUCCUGGAGUUGAUGGAUCAUGGCAUUGUAUCCUGGGAUCUGAUCUCCCUCUCCUUCAUCAAACAGAUUGCAGGUUAUGUGAACCAGCCCAUGGUGGAUGUGUCCAUCCUGCAGCGCUCCUUGGCCAUCCUGGAGAGCAUGGUCCUGAACAGCCACAGUCUCUACCAUCGCGUGGCCCAGGAGAUCACCGUGGGACAGCUCAUCGGGCACCUGCAAGUGUCAAAUCAGGAAAUCCAGACCUACGCCAUCGCUCUCAUCAACGCUCUUUUCCUGAAGGCGCCAGAAGACAGACGGCAGGAGGAGUAUACUAACCCACUGGAGCAGCACCUCACUGAAAUGGCCAGCACUUUGGCUCAGAAACACCUGCGGUCCAUAAUCCUAAAUCACGUCAUCAGGGGAAAUCGUCCAAUCAAAGCAGAGAUGGCACAUCAGCUGUAUGUUCUACAGGUGUUGACCUUUAACCUUUUGGAAGAAAGGAUGAUGACCAAAAUGGAUCCCAAUGACCAGGCUCAGAGGGACAUCAUUUUUGAGCUGCGUAGAAUUGCCUUUGAUGGAGACACUGAUCCCACCGGUACAGAGAAGAGGAAAGCAAUGUACACCAAGGACUACAAGAUGCUCGGGUUCACUAACCAUUUGAACCCAGCCAUGGACUUCACCCAGACUCCUCCUGGGAUGCUGGCUCUGGAUAAUAUGCUUUAUCUGGCCAGGGUUCAUCAGGAUACUUACAUCAGAAUCGUGCUGGAGAACAGCAGUCGGGAGGACAAGCAUGAGUGUCCCUUUGGCCGCUGUGCGAUUGAACUUACUCGAAUGCUGUGUGAGAUUCUCCAGGUUGGAGAACUGCCAAACGAGGGCUGCAAUGAUUAUCACCCCAUGUUCUUCACUCAUGACCGCGCGUGGGAGGAAUUCUUCUGCGUCUGCAUCCAGCUGCUUAAUAAAACAUGGAAGGAGAUGAGAGCCACGGCGGAGGACUUCAACAAGGUGAUGCAGGUGGUCCGGGAACAGAUUACCAGGGCUCUGGCUAUGAAGCCGUCCUCCAUAGACCAGCUGAAGAACAAGCUGCGAGGCCUGAGCUACUCUGAGAUCCUGCGUCUGCGGCAGUCAGAAAGGAUGAGCCAGGACGACUUCCAGUCUCCGCCCAUCAUAGAGCUGCGGGAGAGGAUUCAACCCGAGAUCUUGGAGCUCAUCAAGCAGCAGCGGCUCAACCGGCUGUGCGAGGGAAGCUGCUUCCGUAAACUGGGAAACCGUCGAAGACAAGAAAAGUUCUGGUUCUGCCGAUUAUCUCUUAACCACAAACUUCUGCACUACGGGGAUUUGGAGGAGUCCCCUCAGGGUGAAGUGCCUUUUGAGUUACUGAGUGACAAGAUCCCUGUCUCAGAUAUCAAGUCUGUGUUAACAGGAAAGGACUGCCCUCAUAUGAAGGAGAAAAGUGCUCUAAAACAAAACAAGGAGGUGCUGGAGCUGGCCUUCUCCGUCCUCUACGAUCCGGACGAAACGCUUAAUUUUGUUGCGCCGAACAAAUACGAGUAUUGCAUCUGGACCGACGGGCUGUGUGCGCUGCUGGGCAGAGAGAUGGGCAGUGACCUGACACGCAGCGACCUAGAUACCCUCAUAAGCAUGGAGAUGAAGCUCCGCCUCCUCGACCUUGAGAACAUCACGAUCCCUGAAGCCCCGCCUCCAGUGCCAAAGGAGCCUAGCUCUUAUAACUUCACCUACAACUACAGCUGAGUUGUGCGUAUGCUUCUGUGUGUGCUCGAAUGCCAUGCAUGCAUGUAUUGAUAAAAGAUACGUUUACUCAUCUGUUGAUGAAUUUAGCUGCUUAUAUUUAUAACAGUUGAUUUUGUUUUCCAGAACUUUAAACACACACGUUUAAGAUGCAGUACGGUUGUCAGACUUAAAGAAAUAAAUGUGAUAAUAGCUUUACGGUGAGGCCAGAGGUUAAACUUUGCUUAACAGUUGAGAACCCCGACAGCAUCUUCCUCUCCUCUAAUUCACAGGCAGAAAUUCAACCGGAGCUUUUAGUUUUUCAGUAAAAUGAAGGCGUUCUUGCUAAGUCAAGCGAUGUGUGGUAGCCAUGGCAACUGGUAAUGAAGGGGCUACACUUUCAGUUUAAAUGUUUAAAAUGAGCUGUGAUACUGCUCGUUCCUCCACUUGUACAGUAAAAUACAAUCAGCUCUACACCUUUUCUCCAUUAUUGCCUCAUUAAUAUCAAGUUAUCAACAUACAGGAUCAUAAAUAAGAUGGACAGCUUUCUCUGUAGCUGCCUGUUUCUGCUAUGAAAUGAAAUGUUCAUGUGCCAGAGAACUUUUCUGACAGGGAUUAAUUUUUGUCGACUAUAAAUAUCAGGACUGGCACAAGUCCAGGUGCUGAAUCUGCUGAUUCAGAGCCCAAAUUGGAUCACACAAACAAUCAAAACCGGACUAAAUUUGGUAAUUGUUCCUGGGGGAGGGCUGGUAGUAAAUAGUUACCAGCUCAAAGCUGAGUUUACACACCUGGUGUCGCCGAUCGCUGAUGCUGCCUGAAUUAACUUCUUUCUCACAUUUUUCUUGGCUGCUCUACAGUAUCAACUCACAAAAGGGAUUCAAUUAGCUUCAGAUCUUUUUGUGUGUUCAUAUUGGUUCCCAAACUGUGGUACAAACACCAGUAAUGAUUCAGUCAUUCUAAAAAGUUUUAGUACCCUGGGAAACUGGUUUUUAUGAGCUUGGUCACCGUAUUUAUUACCAAUAUAACGUGGUGCAGGAUGUUACUGCACAUAUGACAAACCUGCUUGAUGCAGUUGUAACAAACAUAAAGAUAUUUUAGCAGACAACAUUUCUGUGUAUGAAAUAGAGAUUCACCAAUAAAUCUACCUGAUACCAAUCUGAUAAAGUGGUAUCAGCCAAAAAAACCCUAAUUCCUCCAGAGGUUAGCCAGAGUAAUACAUAAAUUACACAGCAUGAGUUUAUAAUAUACUUCCAUAAUUAACAGUUUAACAGAGUUAAAAAGUAUUGAUAUAUUUUGUCAGUUAUCUGUUGCGUAUAAGAAAAAAAGAGAAAACAUUUCUUAUGGGUAAAGUACUUCAGUAUUUGAUAUCAGGUGACUACAACUACAUCUUGCUGGAUAUAAAGUAGGUAAAGAUGGUUUUUAAUAUAAAUGCUAUGUGGUGUUGUGUUUUCGCAACUUAAAGCAUGGCGUUUCAGCUUGCAUCAUAAAAACGUACCUUACAUUGCUUAAAUGAAGGAGGCCGCUUAUUUUUGUUCUACCUGUUUAGUAGUUUAACACAUCUCCUCUCACUGCACAGACCAGGGGAUUUAAGGAGCUUCUCUGCAAUCUACUAUUGAAACUCUGCUAGAUUUUCCAGUCCAAUAAAACUCAAACUUUCCAAGAAGUGAAGAAAUCUAGUACCGCUCAUUCAUCACAUGAACACAUAAUUGUGUUCUUUAUAUUUAGCAGUGUUGUCAUUUUCAAUUUUCCCGUAGUUCCUGGUUAUGGUCUUUUAGCUUGUGAGCCGAUACUCAGCACUGCUACUAUUUGUUAGAGGUCUAAAGAAUUGUAUUUUUGUAAAUGAUUUUACCUUCUUGUCAUUAGAUAGUAACUAUAACUCUCUGUAUUCUUUCCAGUAUUUCCAAGUUUAAAUAUGAGUUUUUACAGGCUUCUUUUCCCCUUAGCAAUAUUAAAAUGAAGAAUACAUUUCUAAAGAUAAAUAGCACAAAGAAGCAGAAUUAUUCUAUUUUACAUAUAAAAGAUGAACAUUCUCAUAUUUUUACCUAAGUUUUUACCUAAGUUUGAAAAUCUGAUUUAUAUCGGCAAACAAUUUGCUAUAAGUUGCACAUACACAGCGCUGAAGUGUUUAUGUCUUUUCAAUUUUCCUCUGAAUUCAGAUUUACUAAAUGAACCCCUUGCUGCAUCAAAGAACAUGUCAAUGUUCAGAUUGCAACCCCAAACUCAGAAUGUAAACAUUUAUCGUGUUUACGAUGAUUUAAGUCUGUGAAAUUAGACUUUUAUAAUGUGAAGGAACCCUGUGUGUUUUUGCAUUCAGCAUGCUCAGUAUACACUGAAACAAAUCCAUUAUAUUGUUUUUUAAGGGCACCAUCACUAGGACCUACUGUAACUAGGAUGUCAACUUGUAUCAAUAAUCUAUGUUGCUGUUGAUGCGAGUGGGAAAAGCAGAAUUCAGCUUGUUUGUGAUUUGCUUCGUUCCAAUUUGUUUUUAAUCUGAUUUUGGAAAUUCAAGGGGUUUAAAAAUGGGUUGUGGCUCCGAGAGUUUCUUAAAAGCUGUACAUCUUCAUCAUCUGAACAUGUGCUGUACAAAAGAUGCAGCGUGCUCCAGGCCUGUGUGUUUACCAAAAGCUUUUCUAAUUAUAGUGAAUUAGUGGAAAACAAGCUCACUUGCUCUUCCUUUUAUUAAUUCUGCCUAAAGCAUUGUUCUCUAAGCUCUCUGAGCCUCCAUACCAGCCCAUAAUCAAACCAGUAACUGAACCAGUUGACGAUGUUCCGGCAUCAACUUUUGUUGCAAAAAUAACCAUUAUCUUCUACAAUAAGUCUUGCCUUGAAUGAACAAAAAAUUGAAAUUUUUAGAUCCAUUAACUGUUUUUACAUGACUUACUUAAAAAUGUAUUUACACAAUGUAGUGCUACUAAAGAAUGAAAGAGUUAUAUAAAUAUUUGAAUAUGGUAUGCAUAUAGAUCAUUCUAUGUAUAUACAGUAAUGUCUUGCCUUAUUGAAGAGUUGUAUUAUGUUUUGUGUGAAUAAAGAAGUCCUAACUGAU